AUGGGUGGCCCUGAGCCACCCACGGAUCAACAGAUUAAGAGCAACGGAUUGGUGCAAGUUUUUGAAGAUUCGGCUUAUUUAGUCGACAAGAUCAUGUCCGCAAGUUGCCAAGAGAGCUAUGGUAGGCAGUGCGGUCAGCAGGUCUUGCUUGCUAAAGGAAGAAAUUACCCUGUGCGGCCGUCAAAGCUGCUGUGUAAGUCUAAGAGCAAGCCGGCAGACAUAGACCCAGUUGCUCUGAACGAAACUUUCUCGUUACUCGCUGCCCCGGACUUCGAUGACUUCUCUAGGUUGUUCCCAACAAUUUCUGGCCGCUGCGGCCGUGAGAUGUGUCCUGUCGAGCCCUCGUCUACGGCAAACAUGAUCUUGGUAAAAAAUAUCCCCCAAAACGAAGCAGUUCGCAAGGAGGCGAUUGGUCUUAUACCUGGAAAGUAUCAGGGCUUUUUCCAGGAUGCGGCUCUACAGGGAUGGGAGGCGUGCUAUUCGUCUGCAUAUAUGAAGAGAGAGAACAAGGAGAUAUCGGCGGCGGUUAUAUUCCGAAAAGACGAGUUCUUACCACGCGCGGCUGCUGUCUCAGACCCGCUAGCCUAUAUCGAAGAUAACCUGAAACAGGGAAUUUGUAGGGCAUGUUAUCGUGGGAAUGGUGAAUGGGUCUUGGGGUGUGGUCUGAAAACUGCGGACUGGGCAAAGAAGGAGCCUACAUCGACAUAG
Pochonia chlamydosporia 170 is the source of this 708-nucleotide messenger RNA. RefSeq lists its product as hypothetical. The record is from RefSeq and is a predicted model, not a curated record. The transcript has a single exon. Lineage: Eukaryota; Fungi; Ascomycota; Sordariomycetes; Hypocreales; Clavicipitaceae. The coding region runs from base 1 to 708 and encodes 235 amino acids.